ACCUGCAAAUUCAAAACAGUUUGGAUCAGUGGGAUCAGUGGCUCAAAUUCAUUGCCACUUAACUUUUAGAGAUACUUCAUAAAACUCACACUUUGGAUUAUUUUUGCAGAUGGUGCCUUUGGAAUAGUAUUUUGAAAACAAGAAACUUUCAGCAUAGGAAAGGGGGAGAUAUACAAAAUGCAGAAAUUCAGAAGAAGUCUAUGUGUUAGACUGUGUGUGGGACUAAUUGGCUUCAUUCUCUUCAUCAGUAUAGCUUCAAAGAACCAGAGAGAAAAUGUUUGGUGGAAAAGAGCCCUGUUAAUGUCAACAGAAUUACCUGUUGGAUCUCUUGACCCUGAUGCCAUUGAUCUGACUGAAUUAGUCAAUAAAAUGAUCAAUACAGCACUUGAAGGAAAUCAACAGUUCUUCUCAUUGCUGGGCGUCACUUCCCAUAGUUCCCUUGCACUCCAUAAAGUGUCCAUUCUCAUUUAUGACAUCUCAAGCUUCUGGAUAAUUGAUUCAUCUGUUUUCCCAUUGAAAUACUGCUACUGCUUAAACAACAGGACAAAUGACUUGACAGAUUUCACUGCUGUUGUGGUUGACUUUGUGGGAAAUACCACCAGUUUCUUCAAGGAGAUUUUUAAGUCUAACUCCAUUCUCUAUGUGAGCAAAAAUGAAACAGACUGCAUUUUCAUCUGUGUAAUGGCUGGCGUCCUGGACAGGGAUAUGACUUCACCGUGGUUUUCAGAUUCAAUGCAACCAGUUAUAAAUGAAACAUUUUACAACAGAAAACCGACUAAAACUGCGUCUACCACUGUUUCGACAUUGAUCACAACAGCUACAGAAGGUCUCGGAAGGAUGAAGACAACCACAUUACAGGCACAGCCACCCACAGGAUCUCCAAAAUAUGAGGCUCAGGCUACUCCAAGCAUUACCAUUGGACAAGUGCAUUCAAACUGCAGAGGUGUUCCCAGGCACAAAGAGAAAGAGAAGCCCAUCGUGGGUGUACAAACUAUUAAUCGGUGCGUUCUGGAACUUUGCCGAUUCUUUCAACGAUGCCUUUGCAAAAUGAAGAGAAGAAUUCAAACAAAGAGAACGGCCUUAAUGUACUGCACUGAUUACUACUCCUGGUACCAGGCACAAAAAAAUAACAUCUGUAAGAUCACAAAGGGCUUUUCUUCUCUGAGAUCUUUGAUGAAGAUAUGCCUGUCAAAGAUCUGCAAAUCAACCCGACUGUCAUAAAUUAAGAACAGAAAUGUUUUCAUGGAACGAUCAGUCAUUUCUGUAUCUAUUCACAAUAAUUCAUUCUUAUAUUAUUAUGAUUGCUGCACAAAGUGAUUCAGUAAAAAUGAUGGGUAGAUAAUAUAAGCACACUGAUUAAUGAAUCAUAACCAAAAUGUUCUGUAUUAAUACAUCAAAUGUUAAAUGUUACUGACAUUCUUGAUAAAAAUGUUUGGACUCCUGAAAACUGGAUUUUCUUGUAUUGUUCUUUUAACUCUUCAAUGAAGGCACACUAAUACCAUUCUACCUGUUUCUUUGCUUGGAUAUGUCUAUCGUAAUUUACUGGAUGGUAUGGAUCACUGCCCUGCCAACUGAAGGGAGUAGCUACAAGGUUUUAUUUCUCAUGGGAUCUGGGGAAAAUAUUAUCAGUCAGUUGGCACGAAUUUUUACAUCUACCCAAUCAUUACCAGUAUGCAACGGUUCAUUUAAAAUACCAUUGGGCGGAACAUUGCAACAGCUGAUAGAGCUGGUGCCUCAUAGCGCCAGAGACCCUGACUCGAUCCUCACUACGGGUGCUGUCUGUG
Molecule: messenger RNA, 1784 nt
Organism: Amblyraja radiata (thorny skate)
Lineage: Eukaryota; Metazoa; Chordata; Chondrichthyes; Rajiformes; Rajidae
Gene: hhla1
Product: HHLA1 neighbor of OC90
Exons: 14
Coding region: 178-1221 (347 amino acids)
Source: RefSeq, a predicted model, not a curated record